Messenger RNA from Varanus komodoensis (Komodo dragon), 1118 nucleotides. It is a transcript of the gene LSAMP, whose product is annotated as limbic system associated membrane protein. The transcript is spliced from 8 exons. NCBI's taxonomy places the organism in Eukaryota, Metazoa, Chordata, Lepidosauria, Squamata, Varanidae. Bases 66 to 1118 code for a protein of 350 amino acids. Gene Ontology annotation, cellular component: neuron projection. The record is from RefSeq and is a predicted model, not a curated record.
CUGUCCUCCUCCGAGCACCGACACAGAGAGAGAGGCAGGAAAGUCCGUCCUUCGCGAUUCCAGCCAUGGUGGGAAGGGCUCAGCCCGAUCGGAGACAAUUCCCGUUGGUCCUACUGAGAUUGCUCUGCCUUCUCCCUACAGGGCUGCCGGUCCGCAGCGUGGAUUAUAACCGAGGCACCGACAACAUCACGGUGAGGCAGGGAGACACAGCCAUCCUCAGGUGUUUUAUAGAAGACAAAAGCUCCAAGGUGGCCUGGUUAAAUCGUUCUGGCAUCAUUUUUGCUGGUCAAGACAAAUGGUCCCUGGACCCCCGAGUAGAGCUCCAGCAACUUUCUCUUCUGGAAUACAGCCUCCGGAUCCAGAAAGUGGAUGUCUACGAUGAGGGGUCAUAUACAUGCUCAGUGCAAACAUUGCAUCAUCCCAAGACUUCCCAGGUUUAUUUGAUUGUUCAAGUUCCACCAAAGAUCUCCAACAUCUCUUCAGAUAUCACUGUGAAUGAAGGCAGUAAUGUGACCCUGCUGUGUAUGGCAAAUGGACGUCCUGAACCUGUCAUCACCUGGAGACACCUCACCCCUACAGGCAGAGAAUUUGAAGGUGAGGAAGAGUUCCUGGAGAUCCUGGGGAUAACGCGGGAGCAGUCAGGCAAGUACGAAUGCAAAGCUGCAAACGAGGUUUCCACAGCAGAUGUCAAGCAAGUCCGAGUUACUGUGAAUUACCCUCCAACUAUCACAGAGUCUAAGAGCAAUGAAUCUGCUACAGGACGACCAGUUUCACUUAAGUGUGCAGCCUCUGCUGUCCCUACACCUGAUUUUGAGUGGUACAGAGAUGACACUAGGAUAAAUAAUGCCAAUGGUUUGGAGAUCAGGAGCACAGGGAGCCAGUCUUUCCUGACGGUGGCCAAUGUCACUGAAGAACAUUAUGGCAACUAUACCUGUGUGGCUACCAACAAACUGGGAAUCACAAAUGCUAGCCUAUUUCUUUACAAAAAAAUAUUGCCCACACUCCCCAAUCCUUUUCCAGGACCUGGUACAGGGAUAGCAGGCAAUGGAUCAAUGUGUCUGGCCGUACCACUGUGGCUGUUGGCAGCAUCCCUGCUCUGCCUACUCAGCAAAUGUUAA